UUUACUGUAUAAAUGUUCCCUUCAACGUAUAGAACACGUCAUUAGUUUUUAAAUGGGAUUAUCUGUAGGUUCAUGAAUGAAUCAUUUUCCAGUAAAAACAUAACCUGAACAUAACAAUCCAUCUGACUGGAGUGUGUGUGUGUGCUGAAAUUUGUUGGAUAUAAUGCAAAAAAUAUAUUGUAAUAUGAUUACUAUAAUUAUGUCACAUAAGGGGUUUGUUUUCCUGAACCCUCUAUAUGAGAUUAACCUCGUUUUUUCUCUCCCUUCCCAAAGAUGGAGGCUAUAACAGAAGCGGCUUGAAUUUUGUGCCAUUCACUCCUUAUUCCAUUUUCUCUUUCAGCGCCUGUGACAGAUGGCGAGUCCCUCUCCCCCGGGGGGAAGCCAGUCUCUGUGAAUGCGGCCGCAUGUCAAUCACCGGCUCUCAUGUGAUGGCUCUUGCCAAUGACGUGCCAGCCAUAUGGGCCUGGCAUCAGAGCUGGUUGCUUGCCACAAUGUUGAGCCGUCUGUACAGCGAGGUGCUGCCGGACGUCCAGAGGCUCGCGGCUGACUGGGUGGAGGACACCGAGCGCGAGGACUGCAACCUGAAGGGCGACGAGCACGAUCCCUGUCAUCUCGGGGAUGAGGAUCUGGACGACCCUCAGGAAGGCAGCAGUCGAGCCGAGUCCGAGAUGGCCGGCGACGACGACGACGACGACGAUGACGACGAGCCCGAGGAGGACGAGUGCGGAGACCAGAACGACGGAGACAAACCCAAGAAGCGCGGCCCUAAGAAGCGCAAGAUGACACCGGCGCGCGCGGAGCGCUCCAAGGUGCGCCGCAUGAAGGCGAACGCGCGCGAGCGCACGCGCAUGCACGACUUGAAUUCUGCGCUGGACAAUCUGCGCAAGGUGGUGCCAUGCUAUUCCAAAACCCAGAAACUGUCCAAGAUCGAGACACUGAGGCUGGCCAAGAACUACAUUCUGGCUCUUGGAGAGAUUUUACGCAAUGGGAAACGUCCAGAUGUGGUGACCUAUGUGCAGAUGCUGUGUAAAGGCCUGUCACAGCCCACGACCAACCUUGUGGCAGGAUGCCUGCAGCUAAACACCAGGAACUUCCUGACUGAACCGUGUUCAGACGGAGCUCGCUUCCACAUGCCCAGCUCUCCUUUCUCCGUCCACCCUUACUCUUACCGCUGCUCCCGCAUUUCCAGCCCGCACUAUCAGCCCGGAACAGGUGCGCUCAAUUUGCGGGGCCAUUCCUACGGUUCUGGGUAUGAGACCGUGUACCCGCCGGGGGGGACAUCUCCUGACUACAGCAGUCCGGACUAUGAAGGCCAGCACAGUCCGCCUGUGUGCGUGAACGGCGGUGGCGGCGGCGGCGGCGGCCUGUCGGGGAGGCAGCAGGAGUCUACUGACACAGACAGGAACUAUCACUACUCUAUGCAUUACUCCGGACUCACCACGUCCAGACCCAGUCACAGCUUACCCUUUGGACCCUCGGGGGCGCGCAGUGGCGGAGCGCACUCAGAAAACAUUUCCCCUUUCCACGACGCGCAGUUGCACCACGAAAGGGCUCCUCCAUAUGAGGAUCUCAAUGCUUUUUUCCACAACUGAGCCCCUGUAACGAUCCUGGUCCAGGCUCACUGACCUUAUAGUGACAAUCCUAUUAUGUGUAAUAUUGUUUGGAGAAAAAAACAACGACAACAACAACAACAACAACAACAAAAACAAAAAAAAAAAAACCCAAGAGGAGAUGGAAGCGACUCAAAGAUUCCUCUGAUUACCUUCUGUAUUCCACUGAUGUCAUCAUCCCUAUACUGUUGUACAUCCUAUCAAAGUGUGUCCAGUAUAUUAUCAUGUAUGCAGAACGAAAUGACGUAAACGAUGUACAGGCCCACGAGGAAAAAAAACAAAAUGUUAUGACACAAACAACAGAAAUAAAAUGAAAAAAAGUGUUUUAUAAUUGUCUGA
Molecule: messenger RNA, 1949 nt
Organism: Solea senegalensis (Senegalese sole)
Lineage: Eukaryota; Metazoa; Chordata; Actinopteri; Pleuronectiformes; Soleidae
Product: neurogenic differentiation factor 2-like
Exons: 2
Coding region: 237-1592 (451 amino acids)
Molecular function (GO): protein dimerization activity
Source: RefSeq, a predicted model, not a curated record